Messenger RNA from Sipha flava (yellow sugarcane aphid), 780 nucleotides. RefSeq names its product protein ANTAGONIST OF LIKE HETEROCHROMATIN PROTEIN 1-like. The coding region runs from base 1 to 780 and encodes 259 amino acids. The record is from RefSeq and is a predicted model, not a curated record. The transcript has a single exon. Lineage: Eukaryota; Metazoa; Arthropoda; Insecta; Hemiptera; Aphididae.
AUGCCUGUUCCAAAUGAAGAAACAUGGAAAUCGAUAGCAAAACGAUACUACGAAUUAUGGGACCUCCCCAAUUGUAUUGGUUCCGUAGAUGGCAAGCAUUGUCGUAUAAAAAAAUUUGACAAAACCGGUUCACUUCAUUACAAUUAUAAAAGUUUUUUUUCCGUGGUGCUCAUGGCAUGCGCGGACGCCGAUGGAAUUUUUACAACCAUUGAUGUAGGAGAAGCAGGCAGGUUUAGUGAUAGUGCCGUUUUUAGAGCUUCUAAUCUUGGGAAACUAUUAGAUACAGAUAAACUUCAUAUCCCAAAACCAACACCAAUGCCUAAUGAUGCUUUUGAUUUUCCUUUCUAUAUGGUAGGAGAUGAAGCAUUUCCUCUCAAAAUAAAUCUCAUGCGGCCGUAUCCUAAGCGAGUUCUCGAUAAUGAAAAACGGAUAUUCAACUAUAGAAUAUCACGUGGACGAAAAAGCGUCGAAUGCGCCUUUGGAAUGUUGGCGUCAAAAUUUGAAAUAUUUCAGAAACCAAUAAUGUGCCAUGAAGAUACUGCAAUAAAAGUUAUAAAAGCAGCAUGUAUUCUACACAAUUUUAUUAAAAUGGUCGAGGGUCAUUUUUCAGUUCCCCAAAUCAGUAAAAAUCAGGAAAAUCAAUGUAGAAAUCGAGAAAUGUCACAAUCAACCAAUAACCAUUGUAGUAAUAAAUCUGCCCAUGAAUUAAGAGAUUAUUUGAAAAAGUAUUUUUUGAAAACAGAAAAUGCAUUGCCUUGGCAAGAAAAUUACACUUUAUAA